ACUCGGUUUGUUUUCUCGCCCCCCUUCCUGGUCCAUCAUCACACAAAAAAGAAAACAUGGUUACAUAGACCGACUGCAGCUUUUUAUCUUUUCCUUUAUUAUUUUUUUUUUUUCUGCAGUUCUGCAGAUAUGGUAUGACACUGUGCAUGAGUGGAAUGAAGCGCAUCCAUCUUUUUUGUGUAGCUGCACCGGAAACAGCUCCCGUCUCCCUUUCCUAUUCCUAUUCCUGUAUCUUUAUCCCCUGCUCUUGUUCCCUGUACAGGACUAUACAUACAUUGUUCCUGUGCAUGCUCCCUAUUCGUGUUCCUGUCAAAAUACAUCCGAUAGCAACAAUAACAAUCACAAUCAUAAUAAGCUCGCCUGUGUGUUUGCAUUUUUUUUUUUUUACACAACAUUGGCUAAUCAUAGUUUACAUCUCGUGUUCCGCUGGGUUGGGGGGUUAUAUUUUUCUAGUAUGCAUCUAUGCAUCACAAAUAAAUUUGACACGGUUUUUUUUUCAGUUCCGCCCAAUCUGGAAACAAGAGAGGAGAAAAAGCAACUUUGUUAUAUUCCUAGCGCAAUACCAUUAAAAUGAAUUAACAAAAAAAAUAUAGGUCCAGGCUGUCUUGUACGCUCAUGUCUGUCAGAGGUUCCAUGAUUUGGCCAGCUAUGCCUCCGAACCUGUCAAGCAAAGAAUCCAUUUUUUGACCAAGCCUGAUGGAUCAAACCUCAAAGAGCUCUUUGUCUGGGAUCUACCCUUCUUCUCAUCCACACCCGUAGUAACAUGGUCUCCCAGCCACUUUGAAAGCUUUAUUCUUCAGCAUUGG
Molecule: messenger RNA, 806 nt
Organism: Lobosporangium transversale
Lineage: Eukaryota; Fungi; Mortierellomycota; Mortierellomycetes; Mortierellales; Mortierellaceae
Exons: 1
Coding region: 135-569 (144 amino acids)
Source: RefSeq, a predicted model, not a curated record